GUGAUAUUCGCUCUCUCUCUCCCUCGCUUUCAGCUUUAGCCUUCACACCCUACUGGCAUCUCAAGAAUGGCAUCUCGAGGAUCUGGAAGCGCUACAGCUCUACGACGAUUAAUGACGGAGUACAAGCAACUUACUGCAGGAGGUUCGGUUGUACAGUCGUUGUCUGGCUGAUGCUGAGGUGUUUGAGAUACUCAGGAGCUCCUGAUGGCAUGUUCACUGCUGGACCGAUAUCUGAAUCCGACUUCUUCACAUGGGAAGCUCUUAUUUGUGGGCCGAAGGAUACUCCCUUCGAAGGAGGGGUGUUUUCAGCGAUCCUUACAUUUCCCACCGAUUACCCAUUAUCACCGUUCAAGAUGAAGUUUGAUCCUCCUCUAUUCCAUCCCAACAUCUAUCCCGAUGGCAACGUAUGCAUCUCGAUCCUUCACACACCUGGCGACGAUCCGACUAUGUAUGAACAAGCAUCAGAGAGAUGGAGUCCAGUUCAGAGCGUUGAGAAGGUGAUACUCAGUGUCAUCUCGAUGUUGGCUGAACCAAACCUGGAAAGUGGGGCAAACAUCGAUUGCUGUAAAAUGUAUCGGGAUAAUCGACCAGAAUAUGAGAGAAUCGUGAGAGAGUCAAUCAAACAACAGCUUGGGUUGUGA
Marasmius oreades (fairy-ring Marasmius) is the source of this 641-nucleotide messenger RNA. It is a transcript of the gene UBC7, whose product is annotated as Ubiquitin-conjugating enzyme E2 7, variant 2. The coding region runs from base 171 to 641 and encodes 156 amino acids. The record is from RefSeq and is a predicted model, not a curated record. Gene Ontology annotation, cellular component: cytosol; endoplasmic reticulum. NCBI's taxonomy places the organism in Eukaryota, Fungi, Basidiomycota, Agaricomycetes, Agaricales, Marasmiaceae. The transcript has 6 exons.